AUGUGGGACCAUCCACAGAAAAAUAAACACAAUGGUAACAUUAUCAGUUAUACAGUGUGUGUUUCACAUUCACAAAUGGUCCUUGCUUUCAAACAUUGUUAUCAGUGGAAGAAUAUUAAUAUGGAUCGUCGUAAAUUUAAAUGCAUCAACAACAUAUUACGUUCGUGUUCUUGGAAGCACUAGAGUUGGUCAUGGACCAUAGAGUAAAAGCAAAGAAUUUUUAACGAAUGGACGUACGUUCGAUAUGUUUAUCUCGAGAUUAUGUUUGUGGUUCUGAAGAAAAUUCUGUUUCGAAUUUCAUACUUACUAUUUGAUUUAUUUGAUCCUCUGCCAUCUUUAUGCCUUUCAGUGGCUUUGUUUCAUACCUAUCAAUCCUCGGAGAAACGUCUGUACAUUCUUACAAUGUCUGACUUACUGUAUACAGAGAAAAGAAUAAUGAAUGCUUUACGAGAACUAUAGCUGAUUUCUAGUAAAUUAGUAUCUGCCCUUUCUCAAUUAUUUGUUUCACAUCGCAAAAUUAUAUUUUGUACUUUUUCCCAUAGCUUUUGUACCAGACAAACCUACAAAUCUCACCGUCACUAGCAUCACGUCUAGAAAAGUUGCAAUAUCCUGGCUAGAUCCGAAGAAUCUUGGAGGAUAUCGUCUUUCACGCUUUUGGAUUACACUGAAGGAAGAAAGCGCUCUAAUCCUGAACAUUACCACAGGGAAAAUGAAUGAAUACGAAAUUAAUAAUCUCAUUCCGUAUACUACUUAUGGAAUAUCUGUAGCUGCUGGAAAUUACCUUGGUUUUGGCGAAGAGACUGUUACUUCGUUCAUAACUUCCGAAGAAGGUGAGUGUUGAAAGAUGUUAUGUUGCACGGAAGUUCAAAGUGCUGAAUUCAAAAUUGCACAUUUAAGGCAAAGGUGUCUUUUUUUAGUCGUUUUCUAUUUUAUCUGUAUUGAAACAUUGUUGGCAAUAGCGGAAAAACACAGACCAUGCGCAGAAACAAUAAAAAGUGCUCUUAGCGUAUCUUAAACAAAUUAUUCUAGUUAUUAUAUCUCUAAUAAAAUACAUUUUUACUGCGCCUUUCCUUGUUGUUUUGGUUUAAGUAAAGAACUUUAAUCCUUGAACAAAUUGACAGUCAAAACCAGUCGUUUCGAUUCCCCAUUCCUAACGUCUUCAUCCACAGAGCGAAUAUACAAAAAAUCACAACAUGCCUCUACUUAAUUAAGUUACACUGAAUUUAAAUAAAAACCUCUGUUUUAUGUACUCUUAAGCUCCGAGCGGUCCUCCAUCACACAUCAAAACCACAUCAAGAAGUGCGUCAUUAUUGUCUGUUAUUUGGGAUCCUCCUGAGAAAGCGAAACAAAAUGGCGUCAUUGUCAGUUACACAGCGUGUGUUUCACACUCAGAAAACGGGCUUUGUUUUCAGACAUUUAUUACACGUGGAAGAGAGUGGCUGGUUGGGAAUUUGAAUUCAUCAACAAAAUAUUAUGUUCGUGUUCUUGCAAGUACUAAAGUUGGUCAUGGAAACUACAGUGAAAGUAAAGGAUUUUUUACGAAUGGAAGUAAGUACAACAUGGAUAUAUCGACAUAUAUUUUGUUUGUACUGUUUGUGGCUCUAAGAAUACUUCUGUUCCGAAUUUCAUACUUAGUAUUUGAUUUUGUUUAACGCACUGUACGUAUGGAAGAAUAUUAAUAUGGAUCGUCGUAAAUUUAAAUGCAUCAACAACAUAUUACGUUCGUGUUCUUGGAAGCACUAGAGUUGGUCAUGGACCAUAGAGUAAAAGCAAAGAAUUUUUAACGAAUGGACGUACGUUCGAUAUGUUUAUCUCGAGAUUAUGUUUGUGGUUCUGAAGAAAAUUCUGUUUCGAAUUUCAUACUUACUAUUUGAUUUAUUUGAUCCUCUGCCAUCUUUAUGCCUUUCAGUGGCUUUGUUUCAUACCUAUCAAUCCUUGGAAAGUCGUCUGUACAUUUCUACAAUGUCUGACUUACUGUAGAGAAAAGAAUAAUGUUUUUUUAUACAUAUAAACAUAUUUAAUAACUUUAAUGUUUACCCAAGAGCGUGGACGCUCAUCGAGGGGUCACACUACAUUUAACAAAUAAUUAAAUAAUAUACACAACAGGAGAAGAUGAACAGUACAAAGAAAGAGGGAAAAAAACAACAAAAGUGAUAAAAGCUGGUUCAAUUGAAGGUUCAAAGUAGUAAAUUAAUUCUUAGAAAAACGAUUAGUUUGCUUAAUAUAUUUUUGAAGAUGCAUAAAUAUACAUCUAUUACUUUCUAUACUCAAAUCAGUUGAACCAGACAAAAAUAUUUUAGACUUUUGAGAAUCCGACAAGAGAUACCAGCUUUCACCAUAAAUUUGAGCAGCUACCGAGAGUAAGGAUAAUCUAAGAGCAGCAUAACGAGGACAAUAUAACAAAUAAUGAAUGACUGAUUCACAAGAAUCUCCACAUGAACAUGCUGGAGAUAAUCUACAAUUAAUUUUAAACAAAUAAUAAUUUAAAGCAUUAAAAUUAAGGCGCAAAGGAGUGUGUAAGAUAGAAGAAUACCUAUCAAUAGAAAAAUCAUAGUAGCCAGUAUAAGUUUGAAUGUCAAAAAACGAAGUUAAUGAGAUCUUUAAAAAACCAAUCGACUUUGAAUUUCGAUCAAUAAUAUCAAUGCUAUUCCAUAAUAUAGUAGUUGAAGGAAAAAACGAUUUUUAAAUCUUUCAGUUCUCACACCAAAAGGAGAAAAGUCAGAAGCAUUUCUUAAGGAUAGACCCGACCUUUGCUGUACUGUUUGAGGCAGUAAAUCCGACAAAUAAUUUGGUGUUAACUUAUUUACAAUUUUAAAAUAUAAAAUAAGUUUAUGAAUGGAUCGCCUUGUUUUCAUAUCUUCCCAAGCUAAUACCUCCAGUAACCGUCCUCUACUAGUACCCUUCAUAGCACCUAUGGCCACUGUUGCAGCUUGAUAUUGAACGUGCUCAAUGAGAUCGCUUUCAUUUUCAGAGCAACCAUCCCAAAGAAAAUCAGCAUAUUCCAUCACUGGUCUAAUAAGAGACUUGUACAAUUUUGAUAAAGUUUUUCUAUCUAACUUAAACUUAAAACUUUUUAAAAGAUUAAGUUUUUUUGAAGCUUUCUCGUAAAUAUUGAGUAUAUGUGCUUUCCAAGAAAGAUUUGAAGAUAGGGCAAGCCCUAAAUGCUUAUGAUUACUAACAAUUUCAAUCGGCUCGUUUGCAAAGUAUAACGUUGGAUGUGCUGGUUUAAACAUUUUAGCUGAAAAUGUGACAGAUUUGGUUUUACCUGGAUUUAUAAUGACAUGCCAGUCACGUGUCCAUUCAUGAAUGCAUUGCAAAUCAUUGUUAAGUCUUUCCGUAGAAAUAUCUAUAUCUUCAACUACUUCUAGAAGAGAGGUAUCCUCAGCAUAAAUAAAAGAGUCACAUUGAAGAUCCUGAGUAAUAUCAUUUAUAUAUAUUAAAAAAAGUAAUGGACCUAAUACAGAACGUUGUGGAACACCAGCCUCGAUUUCAUUCCAAUCAGAUGACGGGCCAUCAAUUAUAACCCUUUGUUUUCUUUCCUAACAAAUAACUUUUAAUCCAUUUUAAAAGGGGGUCUUCUACACCAAGUAGCUCAAGCUUAUAAAUAAGUCCUCUAUGCCAAACCUUGUCGAAGGCUUUACUGAUAUCCAAAAAGACCAUACGAACUUCUUUACCUGAUUCUAAUGCUUCAUAUAUUUUAUGAACAAUUAAAAUAAGUUGAUUUACUGUUGAAUCACCAGGGCGAAACCCGCUUUGAAAACGGUUCAAAAACUGAAUUUCUAGUAGAAAAUUAUAGAGCCUAGUAAAAACUAUUUUUUCCAUAAUUUUUGAUAAUGAUAUCAAUAGUGAAACUGGUCGAUAAUUCAAUUUUGACACAUCGCAAAAUAAUGACACAUCGCAAAAUAAUGAAUGCUUUACGAAAAACUAUAGCUGAUUUCUUGUAAAGUAGUAUCUGCCCUUUCACAAUUAUUUUUUUCACAUCGAAAAAUUAUAUUUUGUACUUUUUCCCAUAGCUUUUGUACCAGACAAACCUACAAAUCUCACCAUCACUAGCAUCACGUCUAGAAAAGUUGCAAUAUCCUGGCUAGAUCCGAAGAAUCUUGGAGGAUAUCGUCUUUCACGCUUUUGGAUUAAACUGAAGGAAGAAAGCGCUCUAAUCCUGAACAUUACCACAGGGAAAAUGAAUGAAUACGAAAUUAAUAAUCUCAUUCCGUAUACUACUUAUGGAAUAUCUGUAGCUGCUGGAAAUUACCUUGGUUUUGGCGAAGAGACUGUUACUUCGUUCAUAACUUCCGAAGAAG
This is a messenger RNA of Paramuricea clavata, 4301 nucleotides long. The record is from the annotation of a GenBank genome assembly. NCBI's taxonomy places the organism in Eukaryota, Metazoa, Cnidaria, Anthozoa, Malacalcyonacea, Plexauridae.